GUGGGCUGUAUCCAAGACCCAGAGGACUUCCUGCUCUACAUCAAGACAGGCACCCUGAAGAAAGGAGAUGUGGAGCUGCUACAGGUGUGCCCCUGGCUCUACCUCCCUGGAGUCCUUCCACCUCCACUUAAACAGAUUUAUUCCAGGUGAAUUGCUGGGAAUGGAGUACUUGUACAACCAGACCGGCAAAACACUGAGUCCAGUGCUCCAGAACCCAGAGGAGGAGGACAGGCUGGUGGAGGAAGUCAGUGAUGAGGACGUACAAGAUGAGGGAUUCGAAGAAGAGAUCACAGAGGACAUCACAGUUCCUGUGCUCGAGGAGGAUGACCCCUGCCGUCAUCUGGAGAACAGGCCCUCACCGUUGAUGACGAGUCCUCAGGCCUCUCCACCUCAGGCCUCUCCAUCACCUGCUGAUCUGCCGUCCACGUCCUCUGAGGCUGCACGGGAGAGUGAAAACAAUCUGUCCGACGAGGCUCAGGGAGCAGUCAUUGGACCGGAUGGGAUCGCUGGGUGGGACAAGGUCCAGGAUCUCGCUGCUUACCUGGUGGGUCUCCGUGAGGCGUCUUACCUCACUGAGCUGCAGGUGAUCCAGGUCAUCCAGCUGUGGACAGCUCUCCCUGAAGGCGACAAGGAGCUGGUCGACUACCAGCCUCGUCAUCAGCAGCGACUGACAAGUGGCUGUUUUAAGGCUCCCAAGCGGUCUGGAGUCACGCCGGGUGUGGAGAGCGUUAAGCGCUGCUUGAUAGGACAUCCUGGGGGGCCCAGCUCAGUGGCCCAACACCAGCCGCUUGGUUGAGGCCAUGUGCAUAAGGCUGUGCACUUUACACAAGAAAACCACCAAGAAGGCUGCAUUGUCCACCCCCAGAUGGACUAAAAUUCUCAGCGACUACCACCACAUCCAGGACUUAGUGCUCAACAGUCCAAGGGUUAUGGUGGAGACAAUGAUCCAGCUGUUUGAGCUUAAUCAGCGGACACUCAUUCAAUGGUUUCAACGGAGAUGAGUAUCCUUUCUCAGGGAAUGGCUCCAACCAACCCGAUUCCUGUGGCACCUGACCAGCUUCCACCACCGAAGGAACGACUGCAGCUCCUUCCUUCAGCAUCAGGCCCACGGCAUGAAUUUGUCCUCCCUCCAAAUCUGGAAGGGCAGGCUCCUGUUUUGCGGCCAGGCCGACAGCCAGCUGCUGCCACCAGGGAGUGCCCCAUCGCACCUGCCCCCACGGCACCAGACAUUGCACAGCCCAUUGCAGCUCCUGGGAUGUUGCCUAGGGUAGGGAUUUGCAUCCUCAACCCAGACAACACUGUGUCAUGCGUACUGCCAGCUUCUGGUGCCUCAGCAUCUAGUGCAGGCCCAGCUCCACUUGUUCCUGCACCUGCUACUCCUGUGUCCCGGUACACGCACAGGAACAGGCGCCAGCGGGCCCUUGAGGAGGAGAGUGGAGUCCACAAGAGGAAAUAUGCGAGAGGGGUCACCUACAAUACCUGUAGCCAGUGUGGGCAGCCCAAAACAAAGGAGUUUGGGCAUAGUCGUCAUGGCAGUGCCACCUUCUGCUCACGUGCCUCAAAUGGCAAAUCUCUUGAAGAGUGGUUGGCAGAACAGAGAGCAGAAAAAUAAGUUUUUAACUAUGUUUUGCUUGUAUGUAUUGUAUAUAUUGUAUAUUGUGUGUUUGCGUGUAUAGUUCCCUGUGUUUAUAUAGUUUUUCUGAGGUGUGUGUGUGUUUUCAUUUCAAUACUCGUUUAUUUUACAUCUUGUGUUCAGAUACAUUAAAUCUGAUUAUACCAA
This is a messenger RNA of Dicentrarchus labrax (European seabass), 1780 nucleotides long. RefSeq lists its product as uncharacterized. The transcript is spliced from 4 exons. NCBI's taxonomy places the organism in Eukaryota, Metazoa, Chordata, Actinopteri, Moronidae. The record is from RefSeq and is a predicted model, not a curated record. The coding region runs from base 68 to 796 and encodes 242 amino acids.